AUGGUUUUGAAUAAGAAACCGGGUAUUGGGAACUUUACGCUAGGAAGAAAAAAUAAGGGAGACAUCAUCUCAGGGCAUGCCCAUAAUCGGAUUGAUGGCAGACUCUACAAUCUUAAGAAAGAUGUCUCUGUCCAAGACACUAAGCAUCGUAAGACACUUGCUGAGCUAGAAACAGGUGUAGAUGUUUUGUUUGAUAGCUUUGCAAGGUUAGAUUCACGUAUUUCAAGUGUUGGCCAGACAGCUGCAAAGAUAGGAGAUCAACUUCAGAGUGCAGAUGCUCAACGGGUUACAGCCAGUCAAACGAUUGAGCUGAUAAAGUACUUGAUGGAGUUCAACAGCAGCCCAGAAAACCUAAUAAAGCUUUCUCCUCUAUUUUCUGAUGACAGCCGUACUGCGGAGGCUGCUUCGGUUGCCCAAAAAUUACGGUCAUUUGCUGAAGAAGAUAUUGGAGGACACGGCAUAGCUGCCCCAUCAAUGAUAGGAAAUGCAACUGCUAGCAAAAGAUUAGAAUUUGCUGUUACUAAUCUACAAGAGUAUUGCAAUGAAUUGGAGAAUAGAUUUCUGGCUCGGUUUGAUGCAGCAUCACAGAAAAGAGAUUUGUCUGAAUGUGCCAAAAUUUUGUCACAGUUCAAUAGGGGUACAAGUGCCAUGCAACAUUAUGUAGCAACACGUCCAAUGUUUAUUGAUGUGGAAGUCAUGAACGCUGAUACUAGGUUGGUUCUUGGUGACGAUGGGGCACAUGCUAGUCCUAGUAAUGUAGCUAAAGGGCUUUCGUCAUUGUACAAAGAAAUCACAGAUACUGUUCAGCAGCAAAAAAGUGUAUUCCCUUCACCCAAUGAGGUUAUGUCGAUUUUAGUUCAGCGAGUUCUAGAGCAGCGAGUCACUGCCCUUCUGGACAAAUUAUUAGUAAGGCCAACUCUUGUAAAUCUACCUUCCUUCCAUGGAGGAAGGUGGACUUCUAUUAUAUCUCAGAAUUCUAGCAGUAACAUAUGA
Prosopis cineraria is the source of this 993-nucleotide messenger RNA. RefSeq names its product exocyst complex component 5-like. Gene Ontology annotation, biological process: Golgi to plasma membrane transport; exocytosis. NCBI's taxonomy places the organism in Eukaryota, Viridiplantae, Streptophyta, Magnoliopsida, Fabales, Fabaceae. The transcript has 2 exons. Gene Ontology annotation, cellular component: exocyst; cytoplasm. The coding region runs from base 1 to 993 and encodes 330 amino acids. The record is from RefSeq and is a predicted model, not a curated record.